Molecule: messenger RNA, 1820 nt
Organism: Pectinophora gossypiella (pink bollworm)
Lineage: Eukaryota; Metazoa; Arthropoda; Insecta; Lepidoptera; Gelechiidae
Gene: AsnRS-m
Product: probable asparagine--tRNA ligase, mitochondrial
Exons: 3
Coding region: 71-1471 (466 amino acids)
Biological process (GO): asparaginyl-tRNA aminoacylation
Cellular component (GO): mitochondrion
Molecular function (GO): ATP binding; asparagine-tRNA ligase activity; nucleic acid binding
Source: RefSeq, a predicted model, not a curated record
GUGAUGGGUGGUUAAAUGGAUUUCAGAUCAGCUGAAAGAAAUAACCUAAGAUUCGAAUUUGUGAAAGAAAAUGUGGUGUAAAAAUGCAUUUCUUGCUCACAGUAGAAACUUUAUUCAACUAAAUCAUGUCUAUAAAAACUUUAGCGCGAUAGCCUCUGUUAUAGAAAAGGCAUCGGUCGGCGAAGUUGCUGAAGUUAAAGGGUGGGUGAGGAACUUAAGAGUACAAAAAGAACUAGUUUUUGCUGAUGUUAAUGAUGGGUCUUGUGCUCAGAGGUUACAGAUUGUUAUACCGAAAAACUUAAAACCUGAGACAUUAACUUACGGCAGUUCUGUUCAUAUCACUGGAAAACUAUCUAAAAGCCCUAGAGGUCAAUUGGAGCUGGUUGCUGAGAAUGUAAACGUGCUAGGCCCUUGUGUGGUAUUAGAUGGCUAUCCCUUUAACCCAAGAACUACCCAUUCUCCCGAGUAUGUUCGGCAGUAUCUGCAUUUGCGAUCUAGGACAAACUAUAUAUCAGCUAUAUUGAGAGUUCGGAACUCUGUUACAAGACACAUUCAUGACUUUUUUGCAUCAAACAACUACCUUCACAUACAUACUCCUAUCUUAACAUCAAACGAUUGUGAGGGGGCAGGAGAAGUCUUUAAAAUCCAGCCAGAUAAUGAAGAGACAGUCAAGGCUAUGAUGCAAGAAGGGAGGGAUAAAGACUCGGUUUAUUUUGGCACAAAAACAUUCUUAACUGUAUCUGGCCAGUUGCAUUUGGAAGCUAUCUGUAGAGGCAUGGGGAAUGUCUACACCCUUGGUCCUACAUUCCGGGCGGAAAACUCCCGUUCUCGAUUGCACUUAUCUGAAUUCUACAUGCUUGAAGCCGAACUAGCAUUCUGUGAUUCCAUUGAUAAACUACAGGCUGUCAUAGAAGACUUGCUGAAAUAUCUAUUUAUUCAGACAAUUAAUUCCAAUGAAGCAGAUUUACACCUUAUUGAUAAAGAAAAGGCAAGAUUACCUUUUUGGGUGGAUAAAAAGUUUGUAACACUCACAUACAAUGAAGCAAAGAGUAUAUUGGAUAAGAAGGGUACAGUAUCUACAGAAGAAGGCUUGAAUAAAGAACAAGAGUUGGCUUUAGUGGAGCAUUGCAAUGGAAUACCUGUUUUCGUCAUAAGAUGGCCCAAAGAACAGAAAUCCUUUUAUAUGAAAGAAUGCCAGGAUGACUAUACUAAGGUGGAUGCCCUAGACCUUCUUACGCCAAUAACAGGAGAAGUGGUGGGCGGCAGUCUCAGGGAAGAUGAUUAUGAAAAGCUAAAGUCAAAACUACCCUCGGAAAGGCUGAACUGGUAUCUGGACUUGAGGAAAUUCGGUAACAUCCCUACUGGAGGCUUUGGGCUUGGAUUAGAAAGACUGCUGCAAGUUAUAUGUGGUGUAAAUAAUAUCAAGGACACUCUGCCAUUCCCCCGAUGGCCGCAUAAUUGCGAUAUGUAAACUGUGAAUAUUAUUAUUGUAAAUAAUUAAGGCUUGUUAACUAUGUUUAUUGUGUAUAUAUUCAUGUCCCAUAUGUGGGGCACAUCUUGCUAUAGCGUGUCUGUGUAUAUAAAUGCCAAAGUGUUUAUCGAAAAAUAACAUUGCACUUGGGAAGUUGAUAUCUAUCAGUAUCAUGUAUAUGUUCAUGUCCCAUAUGUGGGGCACAUCUUGCUAUAGUGUGUCUGUGUAUAUAAAUGGCAGUGUUUAUCGAAAAAUAAAAUUGCACUUGAGGAGUUGAUAUCUAUCAGUAUCAUGUGUCACAGUGAAUGUGUUAAUAUGUGAGAUAAUAAAGAUGCAUGUGUACAAUGUG